AUGGCGGGAAACAGUUUGACAAUUAAUUUAGAAGAUGAUCCGUUCGAAGAACAUGUCAUAACAUUACUACAAAAGUUAGAAGCCGUUCGAGAUGCUAAAAGAACAGCUAACAGACUAACGAAAAACUAUCGUCAACCUGUACAAGUGGAAAUCCGAACAUUAGAAUUUUGGAGAUCGAUUAUAUCCGAAUGUUUGGCAUCAUUUUUUCUAGUUUUUAUCGUGUCUGGAGCCAGUUAUAAUUAUUUGGGAAAAGGAGUUGAAAAAAUAAAUGAUAUAGUUUUACCGACAGCAUUUGCCACGGGGCUCACAAUGGCUAUGUUACAUCACUGUUUUGAAAAAAUAUCAGGAGGACACGUUAAUCCAGCAGUUUCUCUUGCAAUGGCCGUCACUAAAAAGAUUUCACCCUUAAGAGCAUCUUUAUUUGUGAUAGCACAAUGCGGGGGUGGAGUUGCCGGAGCUGCUCUUCUAUAUGGCGUCACUCCCGGAUUAUACACGGUUAAUUUUCCAUCGAUGAUGGGUCCCUGGGAAAAAUUCGGAGUCGAAUUGGUUUUAACAUUUAUCGUCACUUUUACAUUUUUUACAAAAAGUGAAAAAAAAUUAUUCAAUGAUGGAUCUCUUGCAAUAGGAGUAUCAUAUGCUGCUUGCUCUCUGGCAGGAAUGCCCAUGUUGAAUCCUGCUCGAGCAUUAGGACCGGCUUUCGUAAUGAACAAACUGUGGGAUAAUCAUUGGGUUUUCUGGUUCGGACCCAUUUUCGGUAGCAUAUUAGCAGCGGUCAUAUAUAAAUUUAUAUUCAAUUCUAAAAGGCACAACAAACGUCCGAAUGAAUCGAUAGAUGGAGCAAAUUCUUUUCUUUUUAAAGAUUCGAGCAUGAAUUCUGAAGAUGAACCUUUUCAAGACAAUAAAUAUCAUCCAGCUGCGUACAGGCCCGUCGGAUCGGGAAAUCCCACAUCUCCAGGAGGUGCAUAUUGUCCGAGUGUCGCGUCGAAUUCGGUCUUCCAUUCUCCGCCUUCUAGAUUGGAUCGGGGUGAUGCCGCCGGUAACUCAAGUAAAUACAAACAACCUCCUCUGGGAGAUGAAGUUUACUCCGGUGCGAGAUCAUUGUACAAUGCAAAAGUCGGAGAAGGAAUUUAUUCGGGAACGAAAUCGAUGUACACGAAAUCUCCAGCUUUGACGAGAGCCAAUUUGAAUCGAUCGCAAAGCGUUUAUUCCAAAUCUCAAAACCCGAGAGAUUUGCUGCCCAAACCCGGUCCUCUCAUACCAGCUCAAAGUUUGUAUCCCAUCAAAUUAGGAAACGGUGGUCACUUAACGGCAAACAUGCGAGAUUUCGGUGCUCCAACGUCCAAUUUCAUAUCGGGAAUUAAAACCAACGAUGGAAAUUUCAUUAAAGUACCUCCGAGUAACGAUCAUAAUAGGGUCAACGAAAUGACGGAAAAUGUAAUUAAUAUACCACCCAUGCGAAAUUUAACGUCGAGAAGUUAUCACGAUGUCACGGAUGUCGAAAAAGCAAACAUCCAACAGCAGAAUUACACCGCUGCUGCCGCCGCCGGAGAUCAUUUAACAAAUCAAAACGUUCAAAAUCAACAUUUGCUCAAUUUAAAACCGGAAAAAAAUCCAACGGAAAAUAUUUACGGUAUUAGAAACACUCCAACAGGAGGUUUAUAUCCGGGAAAUGACGUCGGACCGAGACCGGAAAACAAACGGGAAAUGCAAGCCAAACGAGAAUGUUACGACGCAUUAGCCAGAGGACACGAUAGCAGAUCCGAAACGCCCAGGAGUCAAGCCAGUUCUAAUUUCAGCAGGACGGCCGCCUACGUAAAAUCCGUCCAGAAUAAUCCCGGUUACAAAACGCGGGAAUCCAAUUACGACAUCGUACCGAGCGGAAUACGAGAGGUGUCUAAUUUUAAUCAAAAACCUCCUCAUCAUACCCGUUCCGAAACUUCCGACUACGGAUCUAACAAAGGAGGAGGAGGAGGUCUUUCAAAAGACGUAGAAAAAGGAAACAUUUCCGAAUUGAAAUAUAUGGAGGAUAAAAAUUUAGAAAAAAUACCUCCUCAGACUUCUAUCCAACCGGCGGAAUCGAGGCAACAGUGGAAUGAUGAUCAACCGGUUACUUUGAUAAGGCAAACGGGUACUUCCUUCAUGGCCUUACAAAAUUUUGUUCAGCAAACGAGUAGGCCUAGUCCAAUAUCGACGAGUUCGAGUGCCAACUACGACAGGAAUCCAACGACUUCACAAUAUCAAUUUAACUGA
Pediculus humanus corporis (human body louse) is the source of this 2250-nucleotide messenger RNA. RefSeq names its product Neurogenic protein big brain, putative. The record is from RefSeq and is a predicted model, not a curated record. Gene Ontology annotation, molecular function: water channel activity. The coding region runs from base 1 to 2250 and encodes 749 amino acids. The transcript is spliced from 7 exons. Lineage: Eukaryota; Metazoa; Arthropoda; Insecta; Psocodea; Pediculidae. Gene Ontology annotation, biological process: transmembrane transport. Gene Ontology annotation, cellular component: plasma membrane.